Molecule: messenger RNA, 6920 nt
Organism: Uranotaenia lowii
Lineage: Eukaryota; Metazoa; Arthropoda; Insecta; Diptera; Culicidae
Gene: plum
Product: protogenin
Exons: 9
Coding region: 1204-5961 (1585 amino acids)
Biological process (GO): cell-cell adhesion; axon guidance
Cellular component (GO): plasma membrane; axon
Molecular function (GO): protein binding
Source: RefSeq, a predicted model, not a curated record
GAUCCUCAGUUUUCUUUCGGUCGCCUCAGUGUUGAGACGUAAUUUACGCAUUUAUCAAUGGUUCCUUCAACGGGGAGCGCUUACUUCUGAAAUUAAUGGUGUAUAAUCGAUGGAACCAUGCUAGCGAAAAUCCGCGAAAUCAAUCAUAAAGGAGCGUUUGCAAAAGUGUUAAACAAAUAUUGAUUUGUAAAUUUCAAGUGAGCGAGGACCAUUUCUACUGUAGAGCGGUGGUAUAAACAAAAAAUCGAUAUUCUCGAUAUUCUUUCUAGUGGCGAAUCGCGGUGUGUGCAAAUCAUGCAAAAGGAAGCAAACAGGGAAUGAAUAUGGUUCUUGAAGUGGAGAAAAACUAAUCCUAGAAUACCCGGAAGAUUGAUUCCAUUGUAUUAGUUUGGGUGGGAUAGCUCCGGCUCCGGCUCAUUUUUGCUAUCAAGAAAGAAGAAAUUUCGUAAUAUAUAUGCGCGCUAUCUAGUGCUAGAAAGAAGCUGUAGCACUGUUUUUGGAUAUACGGCGAUGUCUACUUUAGCCAGUUUGCGAAAAAGGAGGACAACCACUAUGCCACUACUUACCGUCAACGCUAUCAUACAAGUGUUUGAAAUUUAAAUUGAUAGAAAUAGUCUGCAAUAGUGGUCUAAUUUGUAUUGUAUACACAGAUAAACGCAGCAACAAACGAAAUUGAGAUAAGCGAGUAGCUGGGAAAGUUAUAUUUAAUGUUAGCUCUAGUGGUCCCUAACCCACCGGGAGAUCUACCCUUUUGUCUAUGGCGCUGCUAGGAAAAUUGCUUCCAUAUUAUGAAUUCUAGCCAGCGUUCCAUCUAUCUUGGGAUAAAACGACGCAACAGUGUCAGCUAGAGGAAGUGAUUCAUUUUUCGAAAGAAAGUGGUCGUGUAGAAGUAUUUUAAAGUGUGUGAUUGGUAUAUCUACUUUCAUUUGUACGGUGUCAUAAUGCGUUCGUUUGAAUAUACUUGAAGUUAGUGUAUGAGAAUACAAGAAAAUGUAACAAAACCAACCAUCAAGGAAAAAAAUUGAUCCAGUUUUUCUAUCCAAAAUCCGUGGAGAGGAAAACAGGAAAUUAACUAAGAGUGAAAGAAAGAUAAUAAACACCUACGAGCAUAGUUACUCGGAUGUAACAAAAUACUAGUUAGUUGGCGCCGCAGAUCGCAGCCAAAUCUUCUCGAUAGAAAUAUCCAAAUGUUCAUACAUUUUUAUGGCGCUGUUAUUAUUUCGAUUCUGCCUUGUGUUCGCGAUAGGAUUACUUCUGCUCAAUGGAUUCGCAAUACUAUCAGCCUCUGCCUUCGUUAACCAGGCAGGGCCAGAUCGGUUACGGCUAACGGUGUCUCCACCGGCUCAGGUCGUAAUAACGGCAGCCAAAAAUUCACCAAUCUUUCUUCCAUGCCACGCCGAGGCCGACAUCGAUCCCAAUGAUUGGGCGAAUUCGGACGCGGACAUGGAUCUCGAUGAAGUUGACGAAGAGGACGACGAUGACGAGGAUGUUGAGUACGACAAUGGCCACCUCGGUGAGAAGGAAGAGGUGGACAUUAUGCAACACAGUGGCUAUUACGACGGAACGAUAGAUCUCGUCAAGCAUGACCAUUUUCAGACCGACACCAACGGUCACAAUGAUCUGGAGGAUGAGGACGACGAAGACGAGGCGUACGUGGAAGAGCACGGAGAACGUAUCAGCCGUACCAUACACAACCGCGGCGAAGAUCUGAUCGAAUACGUUUGGUAUCGCAACGGGCUGGAGUUCUUCAGUACGGCAUUUCAGAACCAAAAUUAUAAGCAAUCUCAUAAAGGGUUUCGCUUAUUUCGGAAUGGAACAUUGAAGAUUCCGUAUAACCGACAGAUGAGUAACAUCUCAGCCGGAGUGUAUCGAUGUCAGGCCAAUCUAUCCAGACCAGCUGUUGGGUCAAUCCUUUCCACAGAAAGUGUCGUUACAGUUGCAUACUUGGAACGUAAAAAUGAGCUCAUCGCUGAGGACAAUACAAUCUUGAGUGAAGUACAGCGAUCGCUGGUUCUGCAUUGUCCUUUCGAUAGCCAUCCGGUGGCCAACAUAACGUGGAUGGUCAACAAAACUCAGAUACUAUUCAACACCUACACUUCGAAACCUCAUGAAAUCAGAUAUUAUCAAUUACAAAAUGGAAGUUUGCUUUUAACGAAUCUGAACCUCAGCGAUUCUGGACGUUAUCGUUGUAAUGCUAGCAACAGUUUUGCUGCAAAAAAUUUCCGCAGCUACAGUUAUCUCGUCGUUGUACAGCCAAUGUCCCAGCAACCGAAUGAUCGGUUGUUGCCCGAGUUACAGCCAAACACGCAACUUGUGCGCUCAGCAUCUAUGCUUAAGCUCCACUGUGCAGGGAUCACCGGUCGACCUCGUUGGACUUUUACACCACGACAUAGCAGGAUUCCUAUAAAUUUGGAAAAUUUUACCUACCAACUAUUGUUCACCAAUGUAUCGACCGAUAAACACGAAGGAAUAUAUAACUGCUCUCUAGGUUCAGAUUUUCAACUAUUCAAUGUAACUGUCCUCGUACCACCAAUGUUCCUAAACAAUAUGACCUCAUUCACUUCGUCAGUGGUUGCAUCCAUGUCGUUCAACUGUAGUGUAAGCGGAAACCCCAAACCUAGAAUCUCAUGGUUGAAAAACGGGAAAGAGAUAAAAAACAGUCACAUCAUUCAUUAUAAGUACCCUGUCCUGCGCAUCAAUACGAUUGAUCCCGAAGACGAGGGUCUUUAUCAGUGCAUAGCGAAGAAUGAAGCCGGAGAAGCCAGUGUAUCGAUGUACCUUUCGAUUCGAGAUAAAAGCAGAUACAGAAGAUUAUCACGCAGACCUGACAGUAUUCAGUGCUAUGCGAUGGAUACGAACAGUUUGUAUGUGCGUUUCGAGCGCGGCAAACAAUAUCUGAACCCCCAAUAUGCUAUGUAUUAUCUUGCUUCGGAUGAUCCGUACAGCUGGCAUAGCUCCCCACCGAUGCAGCUGCUUACUAACAAUAGCCUUAAAAUCAGCGGUCCGAUGGUGACGCCCUUCCGCAAGUAUACCGUAUAUCUGCGGGCUUGCUUCGCUAUCAAUGCUCAAGACCCGGACAACCCUAAUGGACCGGCUGGGAAGGAAGAAGUUAUACCAUCAAAACUUUCCAGAGGAGUGCAGUGCAGUUCUCAAGGAGUUCCUGUAUUGUCGAUAUUUUUCUCCAGCGGAAUUUUCAUUUGGUGGCCACGGUUCAGUGGGGUUGAGUCAACUGCUUUCACCAUCCAGUUAAAGCAUAAUAGCAAUUCGUCGCUCCCUGUCCUGGGGCAUCAAAUCAAUGGAACCAACCACCUGCUAGAUGAUUACAUCACGUACAAAGAGGUGCUACCCAUGUUAGCGCCGAUUAACGUUAGCGUGAGUCAAAGUCGUGAAAACAUCAUUGACGAAUCUGAGGCGGGCAAACGACGUAAGAAACGUCGAAGGCGAGCGUUCAAUAUGGGAAGAAACACCAAACAAAUAUUUGAAUCUCUAACCGGUACCCAAAUGGACCUCGAAACGGCAGCUGCAAACUCGGGCAACAGUUUUGGAAACAAAAAGGUUCGUCAAAUUCUGAUAACGCAACUCAAAGUAAAUGCCAAUGUUACGGGAAUUUUUGUACCGGGUACUCAAAAAUUGGUAGUACGCAUUUUGGGUUCAACCUCAGAAAAUGGAGAACCACCACAACAGGAUCUUCGUUAUAUAGCUUGGAAAACGAUCGAUGCUACUAAUCGGGGUCCCGAUUCCGUCAGCCGAUUUCAAGCGAACCAUAUUGAUUCGAGAAGCGUUCAGUUCACGUGGGGAAGGCUCGUAACGGCUGAAUAUAGUAAUAUUUGUUUGAAUUUAUGCAUUAAAAACGUAAACCACGAUGCAUUCAAUCGACCCGGUGCCACCAAUGUCAAAUGUGUAAACAUUUCCAAAAGUGCCACUCACUACAAUUUGGCCGAACUUAAGCCGUUCACCUUGUAUAAGGCUUUCCUCAAAACGUGUUACUCAAAAGAAUCGAUCAGCGACGUAUUGGAGUUUCAAACCAAACACGAUGUACCUGGCCCCGUUACCAAUCACGCGCUCGUACGGAAAGAUGGCAUCACGCUUACUUGGGACCCACCGGAGAAUAAGAAUGGAAUACAGGGAUACCUGAUCGAAUGGGCCGACAAAGAUGGUUUCAAAAAUUCGAUCAACCUUACUACCGGUAUCAAUCAAUUCCAGUUUCCCAAUGUGUCGUCUGAAGAUAGAAUUAACAUCUCCAUCAAGGCCGUUGGUAGCACCGGAAUUGGUAUUCCUAUUUUCCUAAACCUCCUCAAUCAUGUUGAUAUAGCAUAUGAAAGUGAGCCAGAAGUGCACAUUCCAUGGCUGGAAAUUUCAAUUGGUUCAUUGAUAUCUACUGUUCUGUUACUAUUUUGCUGUUUAAUCAUAAUCCAUCGAAGAAAUUGUAAAAAAUCGCACCGUAAUCAACCGGCAGACGCAAACACGACUGCCCUUCAAAUGCACUCAAUAAACUGCAAUGCUGAUAUACAUGAAAUGCAAACAUUGAUUAGGACAUCUGGACAACUGCCAGUAUUAAUCCCAAAUGGAAAAUACAAUCACCCACAGGUGCACAAACAACAAGAGCACACACAUAUAUUCAAUCCGAUGGAAUGUAUUAGGAACACGACUGCUCCCUCGAAUUCCGAAAUACUCAACGCGAAAUCUCAUGGUCUGUCAUCCAGCAGAAAUGGAAAUGUUCAACAUUUGCACAACUCUUCCCAAAUGACUAUGACAUUACUUCCAACUCCACAACCGUCAGUACCCUCGAACAUUUUAGUUAGUCACAAUAGCCAGCCGAUGCACUCGUUCAAAAAGUUGAACAAUAGUGGCGACAACUCCGAAACGGAAUCACCAAGGACACCGAUCAGUAAUAGUAGUUUGUAUCGCAACUAUCCUAGCUAUAGCUGUUCACAUACAGAGCGAAACAACAACCAUUCAGAUUUUACGGGUGAAUCGCAACUACAUUCCACAAAUACUGGGAUAGUACAAAGUAUACCGACUACCGUUACUAUUUCUAAUGCCAAGUUUACUGUCUCAACUCCAGCAGAACAUGUGCCAAGUUCUGUCGUUACGUCGACAUCUCUUUCGCCUGCCUCAAUUUUUUCAGCCACAUCAGCUAACUCCAGUGGCUCAUCAUCGGUCAAUUCCCACCCGAUGCAUCAACAAGUGUACCACUCCAACAUUGUACCGGGACAUUCUCAAUCGCGCUGCAAUGGAAGUAAUCUUCCACUGACCAAUAAUAGCAGCAAACAAAUCUAUUCGGUAGACCCAAUUGAAAUGCGAAUUACAGAAAAUCCUCAGUACACGAAGAAAUCUCAGCGAAGAGCAGAAGAUUUAUCCUCGGCUGUGCUGAGCAAUUCUUUAUUCGAUAAUAGCCAACGUAGAUUAUUAGAUUUAACAAUAGAUAGUAACAAUAUUGAACCAUACGACGACGAUGACGACGACGUAACUAACUGUGAUCAAACCGAUGAAACGACGAAUACUUCUCUAUCUCAGAAGUCAUAUUUUAACAAGCAGCUGCAGGUGCAUCUGCAAUCAACUGCCAACGAGGAAACAGAGGGGGACAAAAACAACAACGAACAUCAGCUUGAGCAUCACUUUAGCGAUGAAUGUCUGCGACACCAUCAACAACAACAGUUGCUCAAUCCGUCGAUGAUUCCACCACGAUCCAGCCAUCACAACAUUGGCGGAAACAGAAGCAACAGCAGCGGAGACAGUAGUAAUUCGAACCGUAGUAGUAGCAGCCAGAACACGAUGUACGAAAAAACCAACCACGAACACGUGGGAGAGGAGGAAGACUACGAACAGAGCAGUGAGCACACCAUCGACGGCAACUCUUCGUCGCUGUUGAACGAAAGUAAUCUCAGUGCGAAAUCCCUAUACCAGCAGCACAGUUCCAAUUGGAACUUUCGACGACCUAUCGUAGGCCCUAACGGUUAGUUACGUGCGUUCCCAGUGUACAAAUAGCAUCAUUAUCAUCAUCAUCGUCAAUAUCACUUCUAUUGGCUCUCUUGAAAUCGAACGGUAUGGAAUAAAUAUUAUUAUAUUUUCGAUAUGUCAAAUUUGAUAAUUUGAGUAAACACUGUUGUUAACUAUGUAUUUCGUUCUAAUGUUGCAUAAAUACUAGAUAAGUUCAUAGAAGGACAUUCGGGUAAUAUGCAGCUGGUGCUCACUCAAAUUAUCUACAGUUCACAGCUUCGAAAUUAGUCCACUUGAUCAAGAGGAGUUCAAUAUUAAAAGAGCAACAACUUUUAAAACAUACAUAUUAUAUUCAAAAUUAGGUACAAUAUUUGUUACUCCCCAACAACGGUUUAGCGUGCAAUGCACGUUGAAUUUGUAUGGUUUUUUUUUUUUAAAUAUCAAGCAUGAGGCUAACUUUUAGUUAUGAAACUACCGUUUACAGUUACAUCUGACCCCUUUUCCAGUUAAAUGUAUUCCCGGAUAUUCUUUGUUUACCACUCAAAUCCCCUCUGCAAAAGAAAACAAAACUCCCAUUUACCUGUAUAUGUAUAGUCUAUACACGAUCAUAACGUAAACUUCACGUACCUAAAUGCAAUAGAGGUUAAUUUUGUAUGUAAGAAUGUUGCAGCGUUUAGUUUUUCUGAUCGUUUACUCAUAAAAUCAUUAUAAAACGGUUAAGAAAUCGUCCGCGCUGCUUAGCAGUGUGGUCUUUUCGAUUAAGAUUAAUGUAAAAACCGCACAACUGGUUGAAAGAAAUAUGUUGUAUAACGAUGGAAAGCCGAUUUAUAUAAAUUGAUAUAAAAUCACACAGAGCACAAGAGAGCAAAGAUAGGAUUCAUUAAAUAGGCGAAUAAGAGAUAUUUCAAUUUGGUACCUGAAACGAUCACUAGCGUGUAAGUAUGUCUUUGAGAAUAAAAGCACCACUACUUGAAACAAUA